Meloidogyne enterolobii is the source of this 1637-nucleotide messenger RNA. Lineage: Eukaryota; Metazoa; Nematoda; Chromadorea; Rhabditida; Meloidogynidae. The record is from the annotation of a GenBank genome assembly.
AUGGGAUUUUUCAAGCGUAAUAUUAACGAAAACAACAAAAAGCGGAAGUUACCAGCUACUGGCAAUACAAGAAAGGGGAAAUUUCUUCAACAAAAAGGUAAAAAUGAAAGGAAAUUUGAAGAUGAAGAAAUUCCUUCUGAUGAUGAUGGGGAAGAAAGAAGUAUUGAUUUAAAUCAAAGUAAUGAGGAAAAUUUAAAUGAGAUUGAACAAACUGAAGAAAAUGAUACACAAUAUGAAGAUAAUCAAACAUUAACUUUUCGGGAGGCUAAAAAAUUGGUUGAAAGUAUUGAGGUUCCAUCAGCUAGUCAAGAUUUGGAUGAUUUUGAAGGAGUUACUGAACCAUUAGAAUCUCAACAAAAAAGGAAGGAAGAAUUAAAAUCUGUACAAUCUCAUCAAAAAAUUGCCGACUCAAUUAAAAUUGAUGAAAAGAACUCUUUUAGUUAUCGUCCUCACAAACUUUCACCAAUUUGUGUUUGUUUUUCGCAUUCAGGGAAUUUUAUUGUUUCUUGUUCAAAAGAAGGAUCAAUUAUAAAAUAUGAUUUAAAAAAACGCUGUCGUGUUGGUGUUCUCUCUUCUAUUUUAUCCAAAAAUAAGAAUAAUUUAAAAUUAAAAUGCUCUCAUGUUGCCAAUGAAAAUCUACAUAGAGGACGAGUAUUGUGUUGUGAAAUAUCCCCUAACGAUCAAUUUUUGGUUACCGGCGGUUCUGAUAAUUUAAUAAAGUUUAUAUUAUUUUUAAUUUAUUUUAAUUUAUUUUUAAGGAUUUGGGAUUUUGAAAAGCUUGUUUUUAUAAAAGAUUUUGAUGGACAUCGAGGUCCUGUCAAUUCUCUUCGGUUUAGACAAAAAUGUGAUUCUAUUGAAUUAUUUUCUGCAAGCACGGAUAGAUCAAUUAUUGUUUGGAAUAUGGAUGAAAUGGGUUUAAUGAAUAGAUUAUAUGGUCAUCAAGAUGUAAUUGAGCAACUAGAUAUUUUACAAUGGCCAAGAGUUCUUAGUUGUGGGGGAAUGGACAAAUCCUGUCGUCUAUUUAAAGUGAUAGAAGAAUCCCAUCUAGUUUUUAAUGGUUUUACUGAUUGUAUAAGUAUUGACUGUGUUGCAUUAAUUAAUGAAGAACAUUUUAUUUCUGGUUCUGCUGACGGUUCUUUAUAUAUUUGGUCAAUGUCAAGAAAAAAGCCCGUUUUUGUUAAGCGAAAGGCUCACGGUUUUCAUUCAAUGCCGCAAAUCCAAAACUCUAACAACGAAAUGGAUGUUGACUUAAUGGAAAAUUUAAACACAAGAAAAGCCAACAAAACUGUGGGAGAACCAAGAUGGAUAUGUUCUGUGGCUGCUUUGCCUUAUACAGAUUUAGUUGCUAGUGGUAGCAGUGAUGGCUUUCUUCGUUUAUGGAGAGUCGGACAAGAUUGGAAAUCACUCGAUCAAAUUGCACAAUUUAAUAUGCCAGGUUUUAUCAACGAUAUUCGCUUCUCAUAUAAUGGAUGUUAUAUUGUCUGUGCAGUUGGCCAAGAACACAAACGCGGUCGUUGGUGGACUUUGAAAGAAGCUAAAAAUCGUAUUAUGAUCUUGAAAUGAGGGAAAUAGGAGGGGGAGAUGAGUCAAUUGAAUUGGAUGAGCCAAAUGUUGGUAGGGAAGAAGAGAAGGAAAUG